Messenger RNA from Daphnia pulicaria, 2932 nucleotides. RefSeq names its product cationic amino acid transporter 3-like. Gene Ontology annotation, molecular function: amino acid transmembrane transporter activity. The transcript has 16 exons. The record is from RefSeq and is a predicted model, not a curated record. Gene Ontology annotation, biological process: transmembrane transport; amino acid transport. Gene Ontology annotation, cellular component: plasma membrane. NCBI's taxonomy places the organism in Eukaryota, Metazoa, Arthropoda, Branchiopoda, Diplostraca, Daphniidae. Bases 155 to 2791 code for a protein of 878 amino acids.
GCUCCGUGUCAGGGUAUCAUUACGUGAGUACGUGUCAGUGGGGCCAGCAGCCAGAACGACCGCACCUGCGAUUUUUAUUUUCCCACUCGGCUGCAGUUCUCCUCUUUUGAUUUAUUAUUUUCGUUCUCAAUCAACCGAGGAUAUCGACAGAAGAAUGGCGGAUUUGAAAAAGUUGUCGGCCAAAAACACUUUCAGCCGAUGGGCUCGGAGGAAAACGUACGGGCUCGAGGAAGCCGAUCCCAAUGCCGGCCAUGGUCCGGCCACUUUGGCCAAAGUGCUCAACACCUUCGACUUGACGCUGCUGGGCAUUGGCAGUACGUUGGGUGUCGGCAUUUACGUUCUGGCCGGAUCCGUGGCUCUCGACACGGCUGGACCUGCUGUUUGCAUCUCCUUCAUGGUGGCCGCCAUCGCAUCCGCCUUCGCAGCCAUGUCCUAUGCCGAAUUUGGUGCAAGAGUACCGAAAGCUGGCUCAGCGUAUAUUUACACCUACGUGACGGUGGGUGAAUUCAUCGCUUUCGUCAUUGGAUGGAAUUUGAUCCUAGAAUACCUCAUUGCUACGGCUAGCGUCGCCCGAGCUUUUAGUGCCAAUCUCGACGAGUUGACCAACAACACGAUGAGUGCCGCAUUCCUGGAGACUUUCCCACUCGACUCGGAUACGCUGUCGCCUUACGUCGACUUCUUCUGCAUGGCCAUCACCUUGGCUCUGGCUGUACUUUUGGCCCUUGGAGUACGUUCAUCAGCCAUCUUCACAAACAUCUUCACUUUCGUCAACAUCACCAUUGUCAUUUUUGUAAUCAUUGGCGGUUCCAUUAAUGCUGAUCCGAAAAAUUGGAGAAUUCCGGCGGAAGAAGUACCGGAAGGUUACGGCAAAGGAGGUUUUUUCCCUUACGGGUUCUCGGGCGUAAUGGCCGGUGCGGCCAAAUGUUUCUUCGCUUUUGUCGGCUUCGAUUCUAUUGCCUCGACCGGGGAGGAGGCUAAGAACGCCAAAAAGUCCAUUCCGUUCAGCAUUAACCUGACGUUGUUGAUUGUCUUCUUCGCCUAUUUUGGAGUCUCCACCGUCAUCACACUCAUGUGGCCUUACUACCUCCAGGAUCCCAAUAUUCCGCUAGUAUACGCAUUUGAGCAGAUUGGAUGGGACAUUGCUGCCAAGACAAUCAGCUAUGGAUCCCUGUUUGGUCUGGCUGCAAGUUUGUUGGGAGCCAUGAUUCCUCUUCCCCGUGUCAUCUAUGCGAUCGCUAAGGACGGAUUAAUGUUCCGCUUCCUGGCCAAGAUAAACCCAAGAUUUCAGACACCUGUCAUCGCGACAGCAGUUUCCGGAGUUUUGGCCGCUAUUCUGGGAGCUAUCUUCAACUUGGACUCUCUCGUCGACAUGAUGAGCAUCGGUACUCUACUUGCCUACACACUGGUGGCUGUCAGUGUCCUCAUUUUGCGCUACGAAGCAGCUGAAGUGGACGCCUUGAAACGGAACGGCGAAGUGGACAAGGAAUCUCGAAUGCCAUGGCAACGGUUACCUACAAAGUCGUCGUCUAGGAAAGCUCUCUAUUCUACCAUCGUCUAUUGUAUUUUGGCCCUCGUCCUCUGUGGAAUGUUCGUUCUUUUGGAGGACAACACGAGUCCUUGGGUGCUCUUCGGAGUCGGAAUCAGUUUUGGUCCGAUGGUAAUGCUCGUCAUUUACCUGGUCAUGUUACCACGCUCUCAAGUCCCGCUGUAUUUCAAAGUUCCCGGCGUUCCAAUCGUGCCCUGCCUCUCGGUCAUCAUUAACACUUACCUCAUGUUGAAACUGAGCGCGGCCACCUGGAUUCGCUUCGGUGUUUGGAUGGCAAUCGGUUUCGCUCUUUACUUUGGCUACGGAAUGUGGAACAGCUCAGAAGAGUACGUCCGGAGAGGUAAAAUCCCGCCUGGUGGAACGUCUCCGUUGCCUGAAAAGUCGACGGAAGCGGUCGUGGAAUCCGCAGUCGUUCCAGCAGAUCCGGUCAAUCAGAAAAUGCCACUGGCUCGCAUCGUCUCGCGGGCCGUUCCCAUUACAUCGCUGGACGAUGACGACGAAGUCUUCGCCAAACCGCAGGUGCACGAGUCCCAUCAGGGCAAAGGCGACGAAUCCGACCUUUUCGUCCUGGCCAUUCUCAAAUCGCAUAUGGAAGCCCAGGAGAUUUUCGACAAGGCCCGACUGGAACGAGAGCAGGCCGCUUUCAUGGCGGCCAUUCUCCAGUCGCACGAGCUGUCCGAGCAAGUGUUCCAGCAGUUGCGAUCCGAGAAAGAGGCCGAGCAAUUGCAAGUGCAAAAGAAUAUGGUGGCCCUGGCUCAAGAGGCCGCUCGGCUCCACGAAAAUCUGGAACAAAUCUUCGCCAAGAUUGGCAAAGAAGAAGAACAGCCGGAGGCUAUUAUUGUUCCCUCUUCUCCUCGGCCAGCCGGGCCGUUGGGCGCACUCAUGGAAGAGCUGAAGACCAAAACGUCCGUCAUCGAUCCGACAGAGGUGAACGAAGACGACGUUUCGGGAGAAGUAGAGACUGCUAGCCCAUCGAUCCCAGUUCCAGAGAUUAUUACGUCUUCGCUAGAGGUUGACUCGGCAGCGCCCAGCGGAACUCCGAGGAAAACAUCAGACUCGUCCAAUUUAAUGCUUGAUGAAUUGAAGAAAGCUUUUAACGAGGCUCUCUCCGUCAAAUCGACUGAGGGGAGCGAGGAUGAAGUUUCUGCGGAAGACGUCAACAUUUCACCGAGCGCCAUCGCUCAACGCCGUGAAUCCCCUGGGCUUGUGGCUCAAAACGACUCCGGCGCGGCUGAAGCGCAUUAGCCGGAUCCCUUUAAAAAUUUGUUUGACUGAAUCCCCUUUUUUUUAUAUUUUGAAAAGAGAUGUUGUAUUUUACAUAUAAUUGAAAUUUCGAUAGCACCAUCGCAAUAUCAUACAACUCUAAAUACACAAUUUGAACCAUCA